AUGGUUGCCACCAACCAUCCCCAAGACGAGGGCUCUUCCAGACCCAGAAGUGCUUCGGCAUCUGCCUCUACAAGGCAACAGUCUUCCUCCGCCACCGAACCUCAAUCUCAUACCAGUCGAGAGCACACUACCGACCAUCCUCAAACCCCCUCCACCCAGCGCUCUCAACAUGAGCAGCCUUCUAGUGCCCACUCCUCUUCGCAACAGCAGUCAUCAUUUUAUCCCUCCAACGUAAAUCAACACAGCCGUGGGUUUGACCAAUCAGGCUUUCCCCUUUCCAACGACCCUAGAGUUUUGGUGGCUGCUUCUCCCCCAGGCUCCCCUCGACUUCAGCCUACCUAUCGUUCAACGCGAUCUUUGGGUGGCUCAGAAGCUACUUCUCCUAGUAGGAUAAAAGUCCGAGAUCUCUCCCAUAUCCGCAGCUUUGCCAGUGAGGAAUAUUUGGCCCGACCAAGACUGGCUGCGAGGACAGCUAGUGGCUUUUCAGAUACGGGGAGGCAAUAUGAGAUCAGUUCCAUGCCGGUUACGGACAUCAUUGAGAUGGUUGCAGGAUUACUCACCAAAAUCACCACUACCAAUGACCGUCAGCAUGAGCACCACCGACCCGUCGCAUUGACUGAGGAGCAGAGCCACCUCAAUCCCCAAGCCAACUGCGUCCUCGCCUUCCACGGCAAGAACGUCCCAGGAAUCACCAUUUUGAGUUAUUUGAGUCGGAUACAUAAGUACUGUCCGACCACUUAUGAGGUUUUCCUGAGCCUGUUGGUCUAUUUUGACCGCAUGACUGAAGCUGUGAAUCGACGGCUUUUGGGCAACACAUCAGCCCGUCCAAAUGACUCCCCGGCCACUGCUCCUGAAUCAUCUACACCCACCUCAAGAUCUCCUCUACCAAUGAAUGUGGAUAGUCCACAGCAACAUUCCGAUGUUGGCACCCCGCCUCCAUCGGCUCCUAGUACUUCACCUGAGCCUCCUUCGAUAACUAGAGUGCCCUCAUUCCACCCGUCGUCUGGAAAUCCCCAAGAUUUGUCCCAGUUUUUUGUGGUUGACAGUUACAAUAUUCACCGGCUUGUCAUAGCUGGCGUCACAUGUGCUAGCAAAUUCUUCUCCGAUGUUUUCUACACCAAUUCUCGAUAUGCAAAGGUUGGCGGUCUUCCACUCGUGGAACUCAACAACCUCGAACUCCAAUUCCUCAUUCUUAACGAUUUUAGACUCUCGGUGCCCGUAGAAGAACUCGAAGCCUAUGGCACCAUGUUAGUGGAAUUCUAUGCUCGAGAACUGGUUGCACAACAGCAAGCAGCUCAUGCCACAAUGUCGCCCGUCCCGGCAGACGGCAUGUACAUGAGGUCAGGCAGACCGACUGCAGGACAGCCAUCGGCACCACCGACCUGA
Exophiala aquamarina CBS 119918 is the source of this 1386-nucleotide messenger RNA. RefSeq lists its product as uncharacterized. Gene Ontology annotation, molecular function: protein kinase binding; cyclin-dependent protein serine/threonine kinase regulator activity. The transcript has 2 exons. NCBI's taxonomy places the organism in Eukaryota, Fungi, Ascomycota, Eurotiomycetes, Chaetothyriales, Herpotrichiellaceae. The record is from RefSeq and is a predicted model, not a curated record. Gene Ontology annotation, cellular component: nucleus; cyclin-dependent protein kinase holoenzyme complex. Gene Ontology annotation, biological process: regulation of cyclin-dependent protein serine/threonine kinase activity. The coding region runs from base 1 to 1386 and encodes 461 amino acids.